Molecule: messenger RNA, 3065 nt
Organism: Perca fluviatilis (European perch)
Lineage: Eukaryota; Metazoa; Chordata; Actinopteri; Perciformes; Percidae
Gene: rtf1
Product: RTF1 homolog, Paf1/RNA polymerase II complex component
Exons: 18
Coding region: 1-2154 (717 amino acids)
Cellular component (GO): Cdc73/Paf1 complex
Molecular function (GO): RNA polymerase II C-terminal domain phosphoserine binding; DNA binding
Source: RefSeq, a predicted model, not a curated record
AUGCGCAGUACUGCCUUUGUGUGGCUGACUGCAGAGCCAACUAGCUCGAAAGUAGCAUCGGCUAGCCUCAAACAUUUAGACGACACCGAGGUAGCUAGCAGGUUAGCCGUGCAGCUAAUCAUGGUGAAUGUAAAGAAGCGGAAAGGUCGAGUCGUAAUUGACUCGGACUCCGAGGACAGUGCUAGCGACGAUAAUUUAGAUCAGGAGCUCUUGUCUUUGGCGAAGAGGAAGAGGGUUGAUUCGGGGGAUCAGGAAGAGCCGGUUAGCAAACCUGCCGCGUCUACAGACUCCGAGACAUCGGAUAGUGAUGAUGAGUGGACUGUGGGUGGCACCAAAGGCAAAAAGAAGGUUAAGCCAGGGAAAGGGUCGGAGAAGAAGAACGCUACUAAGAAGAAGGUUCAUAAAACAACGGCGUCUGGCAGCUCCGAUGGCGACAGCUCAGCAGAGAGCUCUGCACCGGAGGAAGGCGAGGUGUCCGACUCGGAGAGCAACAGCUCGUCCUCCAGCUCCGACUCGGACUCGUCUGAGGACGAGGUGUUCAGGGACGGCUACGACGACGACCUGAUGGGAGACGCCGAGGACAGAGCUCGGCUGGAGCAGAUGACUGAGAAGGAGAGAGAACAAGAGCUGUUCAACAGAAUCGAGAAGAGGGAGGUGCUCAAGAGACGUUUUGAAAUAAAGAAGAAGCUGAAGACGGCAAAGAAGAAGGAGAAAGAGGAGAAGAAAAAGAAGCAGGAGGAGGAGCAAGAGAAGAGGAAGCUAUCUCAGGUUCAAGACACACAAGUGGUCAUGUCACACAACAAGGAGAGACGAUCCAAACGCGACGAAAAACUUGACAAAAAGUCCCAGGCCAUGGAAGAGCUCAAAGCUGAACGCGAGAAGAAGAAAAACAAAACAGCGGAGCUGCUGGCCAAACGUCAGCCCCUGAAGACGAGCGAGGUCUACUCCGACGACGAGGAGGAAGAGGAGGAGGACGAUGACAAGUCGUCAGUCAAAAGUGAUCGGAGUUCCCGUUCGUCGUCCUACGAUGACGACGAAAAAGAAGAAACCCCACCCAAGUCGCAGCCCGUUUCACUACCAGAUGAGCUCAACCGGGUCCGCCUGUCCAGACACAAGCUGGAGCGUUGGUGCCACAUGCCCUUCUUUGCUAAGACUGUGACUGGCUGCUUUGUGAGGAUAGGGAUUGGGAACAGCAGCAGUAAACCCGUAUAUAGGGUUGCUGAAAUUGUGGAUGUGGUAGAGACGGCAAAGGUUUACCAACUUGGAUCAACGCGAACAAACAAGGGAUUACAAUUGAGGCAUGGCGGAGACACGCGCGUGUUCAGGCUUGAGUUUGUAUCGAAUCAGGAGUUCAUGGACAACGAGUUCAUGAAGUGGAAAGAGGCCAUGAUUGUUGCUGGAAUGCAAGUACCGACUCUUGAUGAAAUCACCAAAAAGGAGCAGUCCAUCAAAGAAGCUCUCAAUUAUAAGUUCAAUGACAAAGACAUAGAGGAUAUUGUUAAAGAGAAGGACCGAUUCCGGAAAGCGCCGCCCAAUUAUGCCAUGAAGAAAACGCAGUUGCUCAAAGAUAAGGCCAUGGCAGAAGAGAGUGGCGAUGGCGACAAAGUGAAAGUGAUCCAGGAUGAGCUGAACGAGCUUGAGGAAAGGGCAGAAGCACUCGACAGACAGAGGACCAAGAACAUCUCUGCCAUCAGCUACAUCAACCAGAGGAACAGAAGCUGGAACAUCGUUGAAUCUGAGAAAGCUCUUGUGGCUGAAGGACAAAAUGCCAAAAACCAACAAAUGGACCCGUUCACACGAAGACAGUGCAAACCCACCAUGGUGUCCAAUGCCAGAGACCCGUCAGUCCACGCAGCUAUUCUUGCUCACCUGAACCAGAAGUACGGCUCGGGGUCAACACCAGAUGCACAAGGCGCCGACAAGAACAAACUGGGUCUACCAAACUCAAAAGACAAAGAUGGCCCCAAGCCAAACACUGACCUCUCAGAGGACUUGUUUAAAGUUCACGAUUUUGACGUUAAGAUUGACCUACAGGUUCCCAAUGCCGAAGCAAAGUCUUUGUCCGUGAGUUCCAACGCGCUGCCGGUGAAAGACGGCGCUCCCCGCAGGUCCCUCAACCUGGAAGACUACAAGAAGAGAAGGGGGCUGAUCUGAUGUGCUAGGCCAUCAUUCAGUAACCACAUUGCAUGUGUAAUUGGCUGUGCAAGAGAGAGAAAGUGUGUGGCUGUGGGAAGAGAACGUGGAUGUGUGUGUGUGGACGUGGGUUUGAAUGUUGAUUCCACAGACUGUUUAUCCAAACAGAGCAAAUACUGAUUGAGAAAAGACGACCCUUUUCUCAAAGGAUCUCGGAAGAAACUUGUCCAGAUAUUUGUUGUUUUUGUUAUUUUUGCAUUAUCACACAAAAUUGAGUUGUGUAUUUUUUUUUUUUAUGUAUUUAACUUUUUUCCCCCCACUCUUUUGGAUCUUCUGGAAAUCCACUUUUUUUUUUCUUUUUUUUUUCUGAAAGGAUGCAGCGCUUGUGGACUAUUACUAUUGAACAAGGACACUAUCUUAGAAGACUUAGAUUGUUGAGGCAUUUUGAAAUUAUUGGAUUUCUAAUGGAGCUGACCAGCUUGUCCUCACCAAUAAAUAAUUACUGUUGUAAAUCCCCCCCCUCCCUUCCUACAUGUGAUCAUCUGCCCUCAGUCCAUCCUGAAUUUUUAACAGCGUCGUGAUUUUUUUGUAGAUCACCAUCUCUGACUCGACCGUGACGCCGGCCCUACAUGGCAAAUGUGAAAAAGUUCAGUUUGUGUUAACUGGACACGUAUCACUUUUUAAGUCUUUGAAACGACCCGUUUUAAGAGGAACCCUUUUCUAUGACUGGCCUGGUUAUAAAAGUGUUGCUUCAUUUCUGUUAUCUCUUUGUUGAUUGUUCGAGGGGUAACUCCCCUGCCCUUACCUCCCAGAGCAGAUUCUAUGUGUUAUUGAUUGUGUCCAUAGUCAGUUUAUGUAUCGAUGUGGCAUGCCAUGUAAAUAUGCAUUUUGGAGUGAGUGCGGAAAAAAAUAAAGAGGCACUGUUUCAUAAA